Selaginella moellendorffii is the source of this 1035-nucleotide messenger RNA. RefSeq names its product beta-carotene isomerase D27, chloroplastic. Gene Ontology annotation, molecular function: iron ion binding. The transcript is spliced from 8 exons. The record is from RefSeq and is a predicted model, not a curated record. The coding region runs from base 38 to 748 and encodes 236 amino acids. Lineage: Eukaryota; Viridiplantae; Streptophyta; Lycopodiopsida; Selaginellales; Selaginellaceae.
UCGUGGCAUUUUUUAAUUUUUUUCUGGUUCUUGCGGAAUGGCGCUGGGCGCGCCCGCGAUUUCAUUCCAUAGAAGCUUGAUUCGCUGUAAGAUCGCGGAGCCGUCGGGAAAGCCAGCGCCAAUGGGCCAGAAGACACGAUACAAGGAUUCAAUCUUUGAUAGAGCUUUCAUGUCCCUCUUUUCCAGGAAGAUGGAGAGUGCCACAGGAAGAGCUACCAACAAGCCGGGAUACGAUGGGUUCGUGGAUGUAUCGCGAGGUGUUCUCAAGGGAAGAACUCCUGUAGAGCAGCGAGCUCUUGUUCGUCAAGUUUUCCUAUCAAUCAUGCCUCCCGGAGCUCCAGAAACGUUUCGAAAGCUAUUUCCUCCAACUAAAUGGGCUUGCGAGUUCAAUGCUGCGAUCACGGUGCCAUUUUUCCAGUGGCUAGUAGGACCUUGCGAGAGGUUUGAGGUAGAAGUGAAUGGGGUGAAACAAAACAGUGGUGUGAAGAUUCUGAAAUGCAGGUAUUUAGAGAACAGCUCCUGUGCUGGAAUGUGCGUAAAUGUGUGUAAAAUUCCCACCCAAGAUUUAUUCACAAAUGACUUUGGACUGCCUCUGACCAUGACACCGAAUUUUGAGGACAUGAGCUGCGAGAUGAUCUAUGGACUCCAGCCGCCCUCUCUCGAAGAGGAUCCAGCAUUGAAGCAACCAUGUCUUGAACUUUGUCCAACUUCUACUACAAAGCCAAUUUGCACAAAACUUACUCCAUAAUAAUUAUGCCUCGAUCCUGGCAAGUCUCAAUCACUUUCACUAGAGCCCCUCUUGAGUUCCCCCUGUUCUGGACCAACACCUCCAUGAUAUCAGCAGGAGUGAUCUCAACCUUGGUGAUGAGCUCUUUGAUCUCCUCAAACUCCUUUUAAACUCACUGGGCUGCAAGAUCUCAACAGCACCUUGAACACCUCAAAUCCACAGUAUCCCAUGAAAAUGUGCCAUCCUGCCCGACCAGAUCCAUCCAGAUCCUCCUUGUGGUUUGUCGUGAAUAUAAUGAUCCUUCGGCA